Messenger RNA from Pararge aegeria (speckled wood butterfly), 993 nucleotides. RefSeq names its product pancreatic triacylglycerol lipase-like. Bases 1 to 993 code for a protein of 330 amino acids. The record is from RefSeq and is a predicted model, not a curated record. The transcript has 5 exons. Lineage: Eukaryota; Metazoa; Arthropoda; Insecta; Lepidoptera; Nymphalidae. Gene Ontology annotation, biological process: lipid metabolic process. Gene Ontology annotation, molecular function: lipase activity.
AUGAAGCUCGCCGUGGUUUUGCUCGCAUCAGUUGCAUUAUGUACCGGAAGUCCAGUGAUACCAGAGGAUAACAGCCACUAUGUAGAAGGGGAGAGCCGUUUCAUAUGGAUGCCCGAUGGGGAAGGUGCACUCCAUCUGGUCGAUCUACAAGCUCCUGCUGACAUGGAAUUUCUUGGUAACAGAAAUGGUGCCAACAAUGCGUACUGGCUCUUCACAAGACAAAAUCCAACAAGCCGUCAAGUAUUAGUUAACAAUAACGCAAACUCGAUCCGCAACUCUAAUUAUAGAGGAAAUCGACAAACUAAGGUUAUUGUACAUGGAUGGAAUAGUAGUGGAGGCUCUAGCGUAAAUUCAAUGAUCAGAGACGCCUACUUGGCCGCGGGGGACUUCAAUGUUAUAGUCGUGGAUUGGAGUGGUGCCGCCAGUGGGGUUUACACGACGUCAGUGCGUGCAGUACCUGAUGUUGGGCGCCAUCUUGCUAACUUUAUUACAUUCCUAUUCCGUACUUCUGGUGGAAACUGGAACAACAUUCACUUGAUUGGACACAGCUUGGGUGCUCAUAUUGUGGGAAAUGCUGGUCGCGCUGCACCCAGUCGCCCUGUUCGUGUUACUGGAAUGGAUCCCGCUGGACCUCAAUGGGGUGGCAAUUCAAACGCCCUAAAUCGCAAUUCCGGUGUGUUCGUCGAGAGCAUCCAUACCGACGGGGGUAUUCUCGGUAUCAUGGACCCUAUCUCCGAUGCUGAUUUCUACCCCAACGGAGGAAGGAACCCUCAGCCAGGCUGUAGGACCAGUGCCUGCUCACAUAGCCGUGCCUACGAGUUUUUCGCCUCCAGCGUUAGAACGAAUCACUUCGUCGGUAGACGCUGUAAUAACCUUCAAGAGGCUCGAAACGUACAGUGUAGUGGAGCUGCGCUGAACAUGGGCAAUUUACAAUUAGGGAAACGAGGAAACGGUCUCUUUGGACUGAGAACUAGGGAUGCCUGGCCUUUCUAA